UCCUCUCAUUAUAGUACCUGAUCAAAAAGAACGUCUACUCACAGACUCAUUCAUUUCCAAAUCCGAGGCUCUAUCUUCAGUAUGUGCUCAGCCAGACCUAAACCUCAAUUCAGAUCCUAUCCAGACUUCACUCCCAGAUCCACCCUCAAUGGAGGCCACACUUGUAGAUUCCCUAAUUAUCCCGAAUGUAACCACUUCUGCAAACGAGUCUUGGCUACUUGCCAACUCGAAGACUGUUGCUAGGCGCCAGCGUCGCGGUAGGUGGCAGAAGUUACAGAAGGAGCACAAGGAACAACAGGAUAAAUGUAGUUCCACUCCACCAAACUUUCCUGAUAUAUCGGAGGAUUUUACGAAAGAUUCAGGCGCAGAUGAAACAAAAUUUGUUGAGCCUCAUUCCAUCGAUGUCAUCCCCACUCUAGUCGAAGAUAUUAACCGUUCAAGCCUGAUGCAAUCAACUCAGUCUUUAUGCAAGGUUGGUAUGCCUAUUUUCUCUUAA
Molecule: messenger RNA, 496 nt
Organism: Protopolystoma xenopodis
Lineage: Eukaryota; Metazoa; Platyhelminthes; Monogenea; Polystomatidea; Polystomatidae
Source: the annotation of a GenBank genome assembly